CAAGACAUAUAAAACCCAAACAAUCAUAUUAAAAAAAAAAAAAACAUUUCAUACAUUUUCUCUUUAAACAAUGGCUUCGAUCAUUUUCUUGAUCCUAGCAAUUCUUUUACUUUCCACAACUUCAGGAGCCACUUCUCGUGGGGAUUUCUUUGAAGUUUCUGCUGCCACGGAGAAACAUGAGCAAUGGAUGGCUCAAUUCCAUCGCGUUUACCCCGACGAUUCUGAAAAGAAGAGUAGGUUUGAGAUCUUUAAGAAGAACUUGGAGUUCGUGGAGAGGUUCAACAUGAACACGAACAUGACGUACAAGUUGGAUGUCAACGAGUUCUCUGAUCUCACCGAAGAGGAAUUUCAGGCGAGGUACAUGGGGUUAGUGAUUCCCGAGGGUAUGAUCGGAGACUCACCCGACAAAACGGCGUCGUUUAAAUAUGAAAGUGUCAGUGAAACCGGUGAGAGCAUGGAUUGGAGACAGCUGGGAGCCGUUACAUCCGUUAAGAACCAAAACCCAUGUGGAUGUUGCUGGGCUUUCGCGGCGGUGGCAGCCGUAGAAGGCAUAACGAAGAUAGCGAAAGGAGAGCUUAUAUCGCUGUCGGAGCAGCAACUGGUUGAUUGCAGCAGAAACGGCAUCAACAAUGGAUGUAAAGGAGGGGCAGCAUUGAAUGCUUUCGAGUACAUAAUCAAAAACAAAGGAAUCACAAGAGAGGCUAACUAUCCCUACAAGGCAUCACAACAAACAUGUUCUUCGUCAACCAAUUACGCUGCUGCUACCAUCAGCAAUUACGCAAUGGUUCCUCAAAAUGACGAGGAAGCAUUGCUUAAAGCGGUGUCUCAACAGCCUGUUUCCGUGGCCAUAGCCACAGGGCCUGCGUUUAGGAGUUACUCGGAGGGGAUAUUUGGUGGAGAGUACUGUCCGAGGAAUCUGACUCAUGCGGUUACUAUUGUUGGUUACGGGACGAGUCAACAAGGGACUAAGUAUUGGUUGUUGAAGAACUCGUGGGGACCAAGGUGGGGAGAAAAUGGUUACAUGAGAAUCAAGAGAGGCGUGGGAGCGUGUGGUUUGGCCAGUUUUGCUGUAUAUCCACUUGCUUGAAGUCCUAUUAUCUGUUGUUCAAAUAUAUAUAUGUAGUAGAUGGUUUUUGUUCAGAGUAAUUGACAACACCCAUAUCUAAUCUUAUGAAAAUGCAUGGUCCCACGUUGUCGUUGUUGGAGUCAUAUAUAUUGGAAUAAAGUUACGUUUUACGUUGGUGUAAUAAUAAUA
Eutrema salsugineum is the source of this 1255-nucleotide messenger RNA. RefSeq names its product stem bromelain. Gene Ontology annotation, molecular function: cysteine-type endopeptidase activity. Lineage: Eukaryota; Viridiplantae; Streptophyta; Magnoliopsida; Brassicales; Brassicaceae. The record is from RefSeq and is a predicted model, not a curated record. Gene Ontology annotation, cellular component: lysosome. The transcript is spliced from 2 exons. The coding region runs from base 71 to 1087 and encodes 338 amino acids.